AUGGUAUUCGAAGAAAAUCAAUCGACUGGAAACGGAAAUGGCAACAAAAUGAAUGUGCGGAUACAGAAUUUGGAGGGACUUUUGAGCUCGAUUGCCGGUGAUGGGACGACAGCUAAGGCAAACUGCUUACGGCAAGUGAUUCGACGAAAUAAAGCUGACAUGGCGGAAGAUGCGUCUCGAUCGCUUGACUUAAUGCGAAGGAUCUUUCAACCGCAAAUCAACGACGAAUUUCGACAAGUGAUUGAUCGUCAUUUGCGAACCACUUUCAGUCCAGCAAUCGAGAAUUUACGACGAAAUGGACAUGCGGUAGCUGAAGAGGAUUUGAAUGAGUUGGCAAGGGGAAUGCUUGAGGCGGCCAAAGAAUCUUUCACUCCAAUUCAUCAUCAAGCCAUUCCACAUAACAUCAAUGAGCCGCGAUUCCCUGGAUAUGAAUCCGAUGACUCGGACAUCUCGGCGGUGUCGCACGGAUCGCGUGAGCAUAAGCGCCGUCGAGGCAGGCCAAGAAAGGAGGACGAGCUGCUUUUCUCGGAUGCUCAACCGGUAACACCUUCUGACUUGCACAAAUGGAACCCCGAACGCCUUUCAUCACAGCAACGAUUCAUUUACGCGGCAAAACUUGCUGCUAAUCUCAAUAUACCCGUCGCAAUACUGUUCAAUCGAUUUCCAAAGAUGUUUCGAUACGUUUGUGAUGAUGAGGACAAAACGCAUCUGUUUGAGGAGCGUCUUUUGAGUAAACUCGCUGGUAAAGUGGUACUCGUCCUAAUGGAGGAUGCUGUCGAGAUUCAAGGCUCAAUAGGCGAUCUGUCACAAUAUGCCUUUCAUUGCCCGGAAUCAAUUCUCCGACGAAUGAGAGUGAAAGCUUCAAAAACUUCUGAACAAUUAAGAUUUCGAACUGGACUUGGAGCUCUCCGGCCCACUGCGCAUGCCCGACACAGUUUCUCGGUGGAUCCGGCCGAUUUACAUCACGUGGCGCACAUGCCCCGGAAUGAAACAUCAGAUGGAAUAGGAGAAGAAUGCGAGUUGCGCGUGAGCGGCAGCUGUAUGCGCAAUGGGAACCAUCAAUCGUCGGCGGUGACAAUGACCACAUUCUCGUCAGCUUCAGCGGCCACUGAUGAGCGAACCCGGCUCGUCAAGGGAGAGCCUCGAGAGCAAUGGACGAGCAAGCUCGACUUUUUGAUGUCUGUGGUGGGAUUUGCGGUCGAUUUGGGCAAUAUCUGGCGUUUUCCGUACCUUUGCUUCAAAAAUGGCGGAGGAGUUUUCCUGAUCCCUUACACGAUCAUUGUGCUCGUCACCGGUGUCCCGUUAUUCUAUAUGGAGUUGGCGCUCGGACAGUAUUAUCGAAAAGGCGCCAUUACCACUUGGGGACGAAUUUGUCCACUAUUCAAAGGCAUCGGGUACUGUGUGAUCAUGAUCGCUUUCUAUACAGAUUUCUUCUAUAAUGUGGUUAUCGCCUGGGGUUUUCAUUACUUGUACACCUCGUUUCAAACGAAUCUGCCUUGGGCAAGCUGCAACAAUUCGUACAACAGUAAAGCCUGCUAUGAGCCACACUAUGGCGCGCUUUACUCGAGUUCGGACAGUUGCCUUCCAGAAGAUCAAGGCACAACGACGAAAAUCUCAGCAGCUGAGGAAUACUUUUACAAGGGUUUUCUGGGACUUCAUCAAAGCGGUGCCGCCAAUUCGCACGUGAUUCGAUCACCAUCCGAAUAUGGAGAUCUUAAUUGGCACAUUUUCGUCUCGCUUUUCGUUGUUUACAUCAUUUGCUAUUUUUCGCUAUGGAAAGGGAUUGGAAUGAGUGGAAAAGUUGUCUGGUUCACGGCUUUGUUCCCAUAUGUGGUGUUGGGUGUGCUUUUCGUGAGAGGGAUCACGCUUCCCGGCGCUCGCAAAGGAAUCGAGUUCUAUUUGAAGCCGAAUAUCGAAAAACUGAAAGAUCCAAAUGUAUGGCAAGACGCGGCGACACAAGUCUUUUUCUCACUGGGUCCUGGCUUUGGAGUGUUAAUGGCCUAUUCUUCGUACAAUAAAUUCAACAACAAUGUCUAUUUCGAUGCUCUCGUGACAAGUGCGAUCAAUUGUUGCACAAGUUUCCUUUCUGGUUUCGUGAUUUUCUCGGUUCUUGGCUAUAUGUCCUGCACAUCGGGCAAAUCAAUUGAUAAAGUAGCACAAGAAGGACCAGGCUUGGUGUUUGUCGUUUAUCCUGAAGCGUUGGCCACAAUGCCAUGGGCGCCCGGUUGGUCGGUACUCUUUUUCCUCAUGUUGAUCACUUUGGGAUUGGAUAGUUCAUUUGGCGGCACAGAGGCUAUCAUUACGGCGUUGAGCGACGAGUUUUUGUGGAUUAAAAGACAUCGCGAGAUUUUCAUUGUUUUACUUUUCGGUUUCUACAUGCUAAUCGGAUAUUUCAUCUGUACUCAGGGUGGAAUCUUGAUCAUGGAAUGGUUGAUCGUUUAUGGGACAACAUGGGGUCUUCUCAUUGCCGUCUUUUGCGAGGCGGUCGUUGUCUCAUACUUCUACGGGAUCAAUCAAUUUGUUAUGGAUCUCAAGGAGAUGCUCGGCUUCCCUCCUGGCCUCUACUGGAAGAUUUGCUGGGCAUUUGGAGCUCCACUGUUUUUAUUUUUGAUGAUCUUCUCUUCAUUCUGGAACUAUAUGCCGCUCGUCUAUCAAGACUACCAAUUCUCAACCACGGCCAACGUGCUCGGAAUCUUUUUUGGUCUUUCAGCAGCUGCUGCUAUCCCAAUUGUGGCGAUCUUUAAGUGUUGCACAGCUAAAGGGCGCACGCUUGGAGAGAAAUGUUCGUACGUGUUUCGUCCAUUCCGCAAGCGUCCAACUCAGACUGAAUACACUCCGAUUGGCCGAGUCGCUAGCCAAAAUGAUGUCAUGCUC
Messenger RNA from Mesorhabditis belari, 2874 nucleotides. Lineage: Eukaryota; Metazoa; Nematoda; Chromadorea; Rhabditida; Rhabditidae. The record is from the annotation of a GenBank genome assembly.